AUGUCGAACUCAGGACUAACGUUCGGUCUCUCGGGCCAGCAGCAGGUUGGGAACGACGACUUCUUCAGCCGGCCGUCCGACUCGGAAACCGAGGAACGAUCGUUCUCCAAGACAUCCUCAGAAUUUCUAUCCUCAGCUUUCCGCGGUAUCAAGAAAAUCGCGCCCAGCAGGCCCUCUCAACUCGCUGCUCUCCGCCGACCCUCAGAGACGCACGUGCCUACGCUCGAGCGGCCAGCAAACUCAGCACCCCUUACGCCCGAAAGCACACGUCCGCCGCCGGCGCAACAUGUACGAAACCUAAGCUUGCAGAAUAGUCUCUCGAAGCCCCUGCCCGAACCACCCCCGCCACAGCUUUCUCCAGCGAGCCCCUUAACCCCUUUGGCAGCUUCACCGCAAUUGGGUAAUCUGGCCACGAUUAUCGAUACCGAAGCAAGAGACGUGGACAGGCACAUUGUCAACGCUAUGGACUCGACGUCACCGGCUGAGAUGGGCGGUGGGCUGUAUGCUCGAGGGCAAGUCAGUCACAAUCAAGAAAUGGGCAUGAGUAGUAGCCAAAGUAGCUUGGCAAGCUCUUCCCGGCAGGAUGGACAGGAUGAGCGGGGUGAUAACCUGACUUCUAAGAGUACCGGUCCGCUGUCAGCUGGGCCGUCGCCCAAUAUCGGCCAGCCGAGGACGCAAACAGGUGGGACACCUGUCGGGACGGUGACUCCGUCGGCUCACCUGUCCGGAUUGAUGUGCAACGUGCACAGGACGACGGGACGGGAACCACAUCCCCUGGUCGGCGCAACGACCACGAUCGUGGGCGACAAACUCUACGUGUUUGGAGGCAGGAUAUUGUCCAGGAGCAGACCGGCGCCCUUGACUGCGGACCUGUACGAGCUGGAUCUAAUACGUCGUCACUGGACCAAGCUGGAGACGACAGGUGAUAUUCCCCCGCCACGGUACUUCCACUCGAUGUGUGCUCUUGGCGAUACGAAGAUGGUCUGCUACGGUGGCAUGUCGCCGACAAACAGCCAAAAGAACAUUCCUCAAGACCAGCAGCCCGAGGUCACCGUAAUGUCCGAUAUAUACAUCUACGACAUCCAGACCAAGAAGUGGACCUUUAUCCCUACUCAGGAUGCUCCUCAGGGUCGCUACGCGCAUUGCGCAUGUAUCCUUCCGUCUUCGGCAACCUUUGCCUCGCACAGAGCACCGCUCUCUGCCCUGCAGCAUAAUCCUUCGACUGGCAACCCCAACGAGGGCCGGAUCGGCAUCAACAUUGACGGCACUGGUGGUGCCGAAAUGAUCGUUGUCGGAGGUCAAGACGCGGCGAACCAUUACAUCGAGCAGAUCAGCGUCUUCAACCUGCGCAGUCUGAAGUGGGUCUCAACUCAACCGUUGGGCAAGAGCUGCGGCGCGUACCGUAGUGUCGUAGCGCCGCUCCCUCCCUAUGUCACCGCGAAGCUCGGCAAGACGUUCCCGAGCGGCGCACGACAGGACGUUCCAGGGAUCAGUGCGGAGGCGAGAGAGCCCGGGUCUAGUAUGCUCAUAUACAGCAACUACAACUUUCUCGACGUCAAACUCGAGUUGCAGAUCAGGGCACCCGACGGUAAUCUGACCGAGCGGACGAUGAGCGGUACAUACAGCCCACCAGGGCUGCGUUUCCCCAACGGAGGAGUCAUCGAUACACAUUUCGUCGUGAGCGGCACUUACCUUACGUCGUCCAAGCAGGAAUAUGCUCUCUGGGCAUUGGAUUUGCGCACGCUGACUUGGAGCCGCAUCGACGCCGGUGGUGCCGUGUUCAGCCAGGGGAGUUGGAACCGCGGGGUGUUGUGGAACAGACGGAACACGUUCGUCGUGCUGGGCAACAGGAAGCGGAGCCUCGUCGAUGACUACAACCACCGGAGGAUCAAUUUCAGCAACGUCUGCAUGGUCGAACUCGAGGCGUUUGGCUUCUACGACAACCCCCGGAAAACGGCCCCGAUGAGCGGGUUUGUCAGCGCCAGCAGUCCCUAUACCGGACCCGGUCUGAGUCUGGCCCGUAAGGCCGGCUUCACUGCCGGUGGCCGAUAUCACAGCCGAGCCGCCGAAGAGUUGGGCGAGAAGGCGCUUGCCUUGAGGGAACUGGCCGACAUGGAUAUCCUUUGCAUCGGCGGUGAACGGAUACCGAUCAACUCGAGAAUUGUAGCAAGAAGAUGGGGCCCCUACUUUGUGCAGCUGCUGAGGGAAGGCACUGCCACGCAAGAUGGCAGCGAUGCAGUGACCCUUAGAUCAAACUCGAUGUCUGCAGCCGGGUCCUCGGUUCGACACUCGACCCUCACCAUCACCCCUAGCAAUAUCAGCGGCACCACCUUGUAUUCGCUCGGCAGCUCAACGGGCAAAGGAAGCCCCAGCAUGUCAUCAGGCGGUACGUCGAUGGAUCCGGCCGCCAUCAACACAGCGCCGACACCCCGCACCUUGCCACCGAACAGCCGGCCUAGAUGCCUGUACCUCCCACACACAUACCUUACCGUCCAGGCGCUGCUUCACUUCCUCUACACGUCCAGCCUCCCGACGCCGUCGUCACCCCUCUGCACGCCACAGAUUCUAUGCAGUCUCCUCCAGAUUGCUCGGCCCUACCGCAUCGACGGCCUCCUUGAAGCCGUAGUGGAGCGCCUCCACGGCCUCCUCGACAGCCGAAACGCUGCGGCAGUGUUCAACGCCACCGCCAUGGCCGCCGGCGGCGGUCGGGGCAUAGACGGCACCCUGAACCCUAAUUUCUUCCCCGUGUCUGCAGGCCUUGACGGGCUUGGCGUUACGGCCGAUACGCCGGCUAAGGGCAGCAGCGUCGCCGGUAGCGAAGCCAGCGCCAGCACGACGGCGAGCCGCGUCGUGGGGAACCUCAAGAUUAGCACGGCGGUGCAGAGCGCGCCGCCGACGAGCGACGAGCUCAGCGCCACGACCAGCGUCAGCGGGAGCGAGUGGAGCGCCUCGGAGGUGGGCGAUAGCGAGCGCGGUGGCACACGCGAGAUCUGGACCGGUGACCUCAGCAGCGUCAUUGGCUUGCAGAAGAGGGGCCUGCGCGGCCUAAUGGAGGGACGGAGGAUGAGGGAGCGCACGGGGACGAAUGCUGGUAUGCCCGUGUCGCAGCAGCAGGGGGUUGGCAGUGGUGUGUAUGGGCAGGGGAGGGUUGGGCUGGGGAUUGCGGGUUCAUAA
This is a messenger RNA of Chaetomium strumarium, 3174 nucleotides long. RefSeq lists its product as uncharacterized. The transcript has a single exon. The record is from RefSeq and is a predicted model, not a curated record. Gene Ontology annotation, biological process: cell redox homeostasis. Gene Ontology annotation, cellular component: cytosol; mitochondrion. The coding region runs from base 1 to 3174 and encodes 1057 amino acids. Lineage: Eukaryota; Fungi; Ascomycota; Sordariomycetes; Sordariales; Chaetomiaceae. Gene Ontology annotation, molecular function: protein binding.